Phytophthora nicotianae INRA-310 is the source of this 303-nucleotide messenger RNA. RefSeq lists its product as hypothetical. The coding region runs from base 1 to 303 and encodes 100 amino acids. NCBI's taxonomy places the organism in Eukaryota, Oomycota, Peronosporomycetes, Peronosporales, Peronosporaceae. The record is from RefSeq and is a predicted model, not a curated record. The transcript has a single exon.
AUGAUGGUCACCAUCGUGGUCGGGGCGUGGGCAGGAGCGCUGCCAAAUGAACAUGCUAUCUCGUCCUCAACGAGCAGGACGGUGUGGACACGCAAAGCGCGUGGCUGCUAUGUGCUAAGUCGAGGACGGUUGUCUGUAAACUGGUUUGGACAGGAGAAAGAGAACCUUCGAGAUUCACCGAAGGAGCAAGCUAUAUCCGGAAAGCAAGCGUUAACCGAUGGGUGUACACCUGGGAUUGCUAGUCUAGGACUUGAAACAGCCAAGUCUAAAGGCGUCGUCAUGGUCAUCUUACCAGCAACAUGA